Rhizophagus irregularis DAOM 181602=DAOM 197198 is the source of this 404-nucleotide messenger RNA. Lineage: Eukaryota; Fungi; Glomeromycota; Glomeromycetes; Glomerales; Glomeraceae. The record is from RefSeq and is a predicted model, not a curated record.
AGUUAGACAAAAUAUCAAAAUAAUGUCACAACUAAUCGAAGAUUGUCUCAUAAUUAUUUUCAAUGAAUUGAUAGAGGAACCAUCAUCUCUAUAUUCAUGUAUUUUGGUAAAUAGAUUCUGGUGUCGUAUAGCUAUGCCAAUAUUAUGGAAAGAUCCUUUUGAAUUUGAUAUUGGUGACGAGGAUUCACUUUCUCAUCAUAGACUUUAUAAUUUAAUAACUUCUUUAUUACCAACAUCUUCAAAAAAACUUUUAUUAGAUGAAGAUAUUGUAUCACCUAUACAAGAAUUUUCAAACCAAUCAUUAUUCAACUACAUUAGCUUUUCAUCACAAGUUCCACCAAAUUUCAUUAAUAAUAUGAUAAAUAACUUAAUUAAAAAAGAAGUUGGGUUUGAUAAAUAUAAAG